This is a messenger RNA of Punica granatum (pomegranate), 1686 nucleotides long. NCBI's taxonomy places the organism in Eukaryota, Viridiplantae, Streptophyta, Magnoliopsida, Myrtales, Lythraceae. The record is from RefSeq and is a predicted model, not a curated record.
GGCAAGGUGCUUUCCUAUCCUGUAUAUAGACGGAAAGUGCUACAGAGAGUGCAGCUCCUACGGUUGUAUGCACGUGGCAGGCAUAAAAAGAAGAAGCAAUGUACAACGGGGAGAGACUGCUUCAUGAUGCGGCAGUUGAAGGGAAUGUCCCUUUGCUGCUCAGGUUACUUGAAGAAGAUAGACUUGCUCUUCACAGAGUUGCUUCGGGCUCUCUUAAUGAGACUCCUCUACAUGUUGCCGCAAUGCUCGGACACCUGGAGUUUGUAGAGGAGAUCUUAACCCGGAAUCCUGAAAUGGCCCGAGAGUUGGAUUUCCGAAGAUCGUCUCCACUUCAUCUGGCUGCAGCAAAAGGCCAUACUGAGGUAGUUAAAUUGCUGCUAUUGACCAAUCCCAAGAUGUCCCUCUCUCGAGACUGGGAAGGGAGGUGCCCGAUUCACCUAGCUGUGAUCAGAGGUCACACUGAGGUCCUCAAGGAGCUCAUUCAGGUGAAACCUGAAGCGGCUCUGCCGAAGAUCGGAAGUCGAAACAUUUUGCAUCUAUGCGUCAUGCACUACCAGUAUGAAGCUCUGGAGUAUUUAGUGGAGACGAUGGGAGAUGAUAACGAGUUUAUGAAUACAAAGGAUGAUGAUGGCUCCACCAUUCUGCAUCUUGCUGCUGCAGAUCAACAAGUUGAGGUCGUGAAGCUACUGCUCACAAAGUCUCAAAUCAAACGGAAUGUGGUGAACCAUCAGGGGUCCACUUCACUUGACUUGGCCCUGGCACGAGGCUGUGGAAAUGGGAAAGAUGUAAAGAUCCAGCAGUUGCUCAAAAGAGAAGGAGCUAUACAAGCAACAGGAAUCACUUCAUCACGUAGGUCUGCCUCGAUCGCACUAAAUGAAAGUAAUGAGCCUCCACAAGAUAAUAGCCAACCAGAAAAGAGGAAGAAGAUCAGGAAAAAGGGCUGGCUUGAACAGAAAAGGUCAGCCUUAAUGGUUGUGGCCUCGCUUAUUGCAACCAUGGCCUACCAAGCAGGAAUCAACCCCCCUGCAAACAUCUGGCCGGGAAAGUCUGAAAUCGUUACAACAAAGAACAGUCGUGAACAUUUACGUGUUGAUAGUUUUGCCUUUAUAAUUUGUAAUAGUGCAAGUUUCUAUGCGUCUCUCAGCAUUAUCCUACUGCUGAUCAGUGGCUUACCCUUGAGGUGGAGGUUCUUCAUGUGUCUUCUAAUGGUCGUCGUAUGUGUUGCAGUUGUAUCAGUUAUGUUAGCUUAUGAAAAUGCACUCCGUAUUCUAUCCGUAGCAAGUGAUUUGACAGACAGAAACAUGCGAUACGGCUUUAUCUGGAUAUUCUUGAUUGGUAUUAUUUUCAUUGGGCACACUGUCCGACUUGUGGUGAAGAUGGCAAGACGCAACAGAAGGAGGAUCAAGAGGCAGAGGGGCAACUACAGUCCAAGUCAAGAGCCAAUUCUCGUGUAGCCUCAGGAUAUUAUAAGGAGAUAUAUUCACGUAUCUCACAUACUAUACUUCCAUGUCAUUCUCCUUUGUACUACGUAUUUCGUCUCUCUAUUUUAGGAACCUGUCUCCUGGAUAAUGUUUUAGAUGAUCAAUUUAAUUAUUUAAGCAUAUACCUUGUAUUAUGCACUGUUAAGUUAAAACAACAGUUUAUAUCUCUCGUAACCCUAAUUCAAAAUAGUGAUAUACCUGGCUU